Exserohilum turcica Et28A is the source of this 1819-nucleotide messenger RNA. RefSeq lists its product as uncharacterized. Bases 41 to 1657 code for a protein of 538 amino acids. The record is from RefSeq and is a predicted model, not a curated record. The transcript has 4 exons. NCBI's taxonomy places the organism in Eukaryota, Fungi, Ascomycota, Dothideomycetes, Pleosporales, Pleosporaceae. Gene Ontology annotation, cellular component: membrane. Gene Ontology annotation, molecular function: carbohydrate:proton symporter activity. Gene Ontology annotation, biological process: transmembrane transport; carbohydrate transport.
CACCACACCACGCUGCUUGUGUCGGCUCCCUUCUGCAAGCAUGGGUGACAACGUCGAGUCCAAGUCGCCCGGCGGCGAUGCCCACAUCGAAAAGGCAAUCUACCAUGUCGACGACAUUGCCCUCGACGAGAAAUCACAGGCUGUCCAGGACAAGGCCGCUGCCAUCGAGGCCGAGAAUGCUGAGCACAACAUGGGCGUGCCCCAGGCCGUCGCCGCCUACCCCAUGGCUGCUCUGUGGGCCUUUAUCAUGUCCUGCACCAUUAUCAUGGAGUCUUACUGUGUCUUCUUGAUGGGAAACUUUAUUGCCCUCCCCGCCUUCGCCAAGCAGUACGGUGUCCACAGCCCUGUCAACGACAAGUGGGUCAUUGUGGCUAGCUGGCAGUCUGCCCUCCAGAUGGGUGGUCCCCUUGGUGCCAUUAUCGGCGUGUGUCUGGCUGGUCCCCUUACCAGCCGCAUUGGAUACCGCUGGGCGACCAUUACCGGACUGAUGACCUUGAACGCCUUCAUCUUCAUCUUCUACUUUGCCAACUCGCUCCCCGUCAUGUUCGUCGCCCAGCUUCUCGAGGGUCUUCCAUGGGGAAUCUUCAUUGCCAACGCACCUGCCUACUGCAGUGAGAUUACACCCAUUCAGCUGCGAGCUCCCGCUACCCAGAUGUUGCAAAUGUUCUGGGCCAUUGGAUCCAUCAUUGUCACUGGUGUCACUUACCACUACAACCAGCGGGCAGACGCAAGUGCUUACAGAAUCCCCAUUGCGCUUCAGUGGAUGUUCCCCACCCCUCUUGCCAUUCUCAUCUGGCUCGCUCCCGAGUCUCCCUGGUGGCUUGUCCGCAAGGGCCGUUACGAAGAGGCCGAAAAAGCAGUUGGACGCCUGGGACGCAAGUCGAGGCUCAACCUCAAGGAAGCCGUUGCCAUGAUGCGCCGUACCAUUGAUCUCGAGAAGUCGGUCAAGGACCCCAACAUCACCGAGCUGUUCAAGGGUGUCGACCGCUACCGAACUGCCAUCGUCUGCGGUGUGUACGCCGCACAGAACUUGACUGGUAACCUCAUUGCCAACCAAGCCGUCUACUUUUUCGAGCAGGCAGGCAUGGCCACAAACACGGCUUUCGCUCUCGGUCUCAUUACCUCAGCUCUGCAGAUGAUCUUCGUCAUGCUAUCCUGGAUCCUGACCUCGUAUCUCGGCCGCCGAACCAUUUACGUGUGGGGAUCUGCAAUCAACGUGGGUUUCCUCAUUGCCCUUGGUAUUGCCGCCUCUUGCGGCAAGUCCACGGCCGCUUCCCUGGCACAAGCUUCGCUGGGUCUCAUUGUCUCUGUCCUCUUUACCCUCGGACCGGCGCCCGCGUCGUGGGUCAUUAUCGGCGAGACAUCCGCCAUCCGUCUCAGGCCCCUUACCACUGGUAUUGGACGUGGAUGCUACUACGUUGUCAACAUUCCCUGCAUUUUCCUCUCGAGUUACAUGCUCAACCCCGACGAGGCCAACCUUGGUGGCAAGUGCGGUUACGUCUGGGCCGGUACUGGCUUUGUCUGUUUCGCGCUCGCAUACAUCUACCUGCCUGAGAUGAAGAACCGAUCCUACCGUGAGAUCGACAUUCUGUUCAAGCGCAAGGUGCCAGCCCGCCAAUGGACAAAGACUCUUGUCGAUGCCGAAGACGACGAAUAAACAGCGCCUGUCGAGCAGGCCGACGUAUAAUGCGAAUUGCAGUAAUGUGUUGAGGCGGGUGUUGACCCUCCUCUGCGGGGGAAUAUAUCAACUACUUAGUUCAUGGCCUCUACACACGGAAACUAUAAACUUUGUUCUUUCCACACCCACUACUCUCCGCAG